AUGGCUCUGAGGGCCCGGCAGGAGCAGCAGCUCCACCUGGCCAUUGCCCUCUAUCUAGAAUCUAAAUUCCCAGAGGCGCACAAAGCAUUUGAAAGGGAAGCGCAUAUCGAUUUUUCUGCUGCAACGUCAACCACGCGCGGAGAGGAGAAGUUCGACAGCGAGACACUGCCCAAGCGUUGGGGUGCAACGGCUCGUCUUCAGGCUCGAGUGACGGUGCUGCAGCAGCAGCUGCAGCAGCAGCAGCAACAACUCAAUCUAUUCACAUCCGCAGCGACAGGCCCCGGAAAAAAGGCUCGUCUUCAGGCUCGAGUGACGGUGCUGCAGCAGCAGCUGCAGCAGCAGCAGCAACAACUCAAUCUGUUCACAUCCGCAGCGACAGGCCCCGGAAAAAAAGAAGCAGCCGGGCUACCAAACCCUAAACCCUCUUGUAUUAUAUCUGCACAACGACAGCCGCUUAUAUGCUGUGUAUUUCACCCCCUUCUACCGCAGCUUCUGGCUGGAGCGGACGACGGCAACGUUCGCGUUAUCUCCGUAGAGGGAAGCAGCAAUGCUGCUCUCUCACGCACAUUCAGGGCGCAUGAUGCCUCUGUCACGGGGCUGGCUUUUGACGUCUCGGGGCGCUGGUGGGUAUUUACUUAA
Messenger RNA from Eimeria mitis, 639 nucleotides. RefSeq names its product WD-40 repeat protein, putative. Gene Ontology annotation, molecular function: protein binding. The record is from RefSeq and is a predicted model, not a curated record. Bases 1 to 639 code for a protein of 212 amino acids. NCBI's taxonomy places the organism in Eukaryota, Apicomplexa, Conoidasida, Eucoccidiorida, Eimeriidae. The transcript is spliced from 4 exons.